AGGGAGAAAUGCAGAGGCAGCACAGACAUUGCUACAACGGCUUCUAAUCACUACAGUCCCAGCCACCGAGCGAGGGAGACACAGGCAAGCCAGGCUAGCCAGGGCAGGCACUAGCCCAGCACCAGUCUUUGUGACACCGGGGUACACAAAACACACAAGGACAGACACAGGAGAUCCUACAAGGGCUUUAAACAUGGGAGGAAAGCUGAGCAAGAAGAAGAAGGGAUACAAUGUAAAUGAUGACAAAUCCAAAGACAAGGACAAAAAGGCUGAUGAAACAAAUACGGAAGAAGAGGGGGCAACUAAAGCCAAUGAGGAAUCUCAGCCUGUUGUAGAAAAUGCAGAUGCAAAGGAAAAUAAGGAUGAGAAGAAUGAUAAGGAUUCCCAAGUGGCAGAGAACAAGACUGAGGUCAAGGAAGGAGACAAAGAUGGAGAUAACAAGGAGGCUGUACAAAAAACAGAAUCUGAGAAGACCGAGGCUCCUUCUGAAGCCAAGGCAGAACCUCAGAGUGCGGAACCCCCUGCAUCUAAGCAAGAGGAACCAGCAGCUGAACCUACCACUGAGGCUAAGGUUUCCCAGCCUUCAGAAGCACCAGCACCAAGUAAAGUAGAGGAGAAGAGCAAGGAGGAUGGGGAAGCCAAAAAGACUGAGGCUCCCUCCGCUCCAGAGGCCAAAACUGAGUCUGCUCCAGCUGCAGACUCUGAGCCUGCUCCAUCUUCUGUGAAGUCUCCCGAACCUGAAGCAUCUAGUACUUCUACUAAGGCCUCUGAACCUGCAGGACCAGCUGAAGAAGUUAAAGCUACUGAAACCCCAGCAGCUAAUUCUGAUCAAUCCGUAGCAGUUCAAGAGUAAAAUGGACAGCCUGUUUGAAAUAACCACCUAAAACAACCUUCAGUUAUGUUUUUCUUUUGUUUUUGAUAAUUUUUUUCAGCUAUACUAACAAACUUGAUUUAGAUUUGAAUUAAAUAAUGUAAUGCCCAGAAACAAUAUAAAAAUCCAAAUAGUAUUUUUGUGGGGGACAAAAUGUACAAAAUAAACAUUCCACCAAAUCUGUCAAGUAAAUUUUAAAGAAAAGAAAAAAAAGUUUAGCUAUAUAGAUGUUUGUGAGCUUUUUUUUUUUUUGUACAUCUGAGCAGCAGCUAUAAAAUAGAAGGUCAACGUACAGUGAUCUUUGUUUUCCCACCUGCAAUGAGAUUGCAGGAGAUAUUUUCUCUGAAUUUGCCCAUAGGGCUUGUGCCAAGGCAAUCAAAUCUUUUUCAGAGAUUUUUUUUUUUUUUUUUUUUUUUUUUUUUUUUUUUUCAUUUGCAGUCUACUUUUUUUUUUUUUUUUUAAUGCAGUAAAUAAAGGCCAAACUUUUCCAACAAAAUCCCACUUUAGCUGUCUUAUUCCUCUCCAGAUAUUUUGGGAGUAACAACAUCCUCAUCCUACUUAGUCUACCUAGAUUUCUCAUGAUGAAAUAAUGCAUGUCUGUGGUUGGGUGCACCUGUAGUUCUGUUUAUUGGUCAGUGGAAAUAAUAAUAAUUAAAAAACAAAAAAAAAAGUCUGCGUUGAUUUGCAGUUCCAGUUUUUCUUCCAUUCUAUGUCACAGACACCAACACAAAACUCAUUGGAAAGCAAGUAACUAUUUAAAAAUAACAAAAAAAAAGCAAAACCGAAACAAAAUAAAAAAAAUAAAAAAAAAUACGGAAGAUGUAAAAUGGAUGCAUUGAAAAUAUAUGUAAUUGUAUAAAUGGUGCAACAGUAAUAAAAGUUAAAUAAUUAAGAAACACA
This is a messenger RNA of Rana temporaria (common frog), 1771 nucleotides long. It is a transcript of the gene BASP1, whose product is annotated as brain abundant membrane attached signal protein 1. Bases 194 to 853 code for a protein of 219 amino acids. The record is from RefSeq and is a predicted model, not a curated record. The transcript has 2 exons. Gene Ontology annotation, molecular function: transcription corepressor activity; transcription cis-regulatory region binding. Lineage: Eukaryota; Metazoa; Chordata; Amphibia; Anura; Ranidae. Gene Ontology annotation, biological process: negative regulation of DNA-templated transcription. Gene Ontology annotation, cellular component: cytoplasm; nucleus.